AUGAACUCCGUGCUUGCUCGGGGCGGCAAGUCGGUGUUGGCCCCAGCGGCGAGGGGGCAGCAGCAUCGUGGUAAUGGCAGCGUUGCUCGCGCAGCCGGUGCCCUAAGAACAGCAGUAGCAGGUGGGCGGCGAGCAGCAUCGCCAACACUCCAAGCUGCUGGCUACCAUCGCGCCGGACAGCAGCUAGCGAGGAGUAGCGGGGGGGCGGCUGUCGGGGGAAGGGAGCUCCACAACUCCGCCUCUAAGGUCAAGGAACCCGAAGAGGUGGUGGUGCUGUCUUCUUCAAGAACAGCCAAGAGCGUGGACAAGUCUGCCAUGCUGGAGGCCAGGAAGGGGAGGUUUCCUAUGGACAGGCCUUUCCCGGGCGUGCCUCCUCUCAAGCCUCCGGGCGCGUUGAAGAGGCCAGAAACCUUGACCACCACCCUGCCGAACGGCCUGCGCGUGGCAUCUCAAGAAACGUACGGGGCGCUGUGCACCUUCGGCAUUGUUGUCAACGCUGGAAGCCGAUUGGAGACCGACCUGAACACGGGGACAUGCCAUUUGCUCGAGCUCAUGGCCUUCAAGAGCACAGCGACGCGCUCGCACCAGCAGGUUGUGAGCGAAUUUGAGGAAAUGGGCGGAACGACUUCUACACACGGCUCGCGAGACCAGAUGCUGUACUGCGUGGACGUACUGCGGGACAACCUGGAGAGGGCCGUUGAGCUGCUGGCGGACACGCUCAUCAACCCUAGGGUUACGCCGGAGGAGGUGGAGGAACAAAAGGCGGUGAUCGGCUUCCAACUGGAGGACACGAUGCCCGAGGUCACAAUGCGAGAGUCCCUCAUGACGGCGGCCUUUAAGGGCCAGCCUCUCGGGCGCCCGUACUGGUGCCCAAAAUCGGCGCUCCCCAAGCUCGAGGCCAACAUGGUCCGGAGCUUCCGAAAGAGGCAUUUCACGCCGGGGAAAAUGGUGCUCGCGGGGGCGGGGGUAGACCACGAUGAGCUCGUCCGAUUGGGGAACAAGUACUUCGGAGGGCUCGAGGCCGUGGAGGGCGGCAACGGUGAUGUUGUUGAUGCUGCCGGACCGGCGGAGUCGAGCUACGUCGGGGGAGAGUCGCGCAACGUCGUUGCCAAGCAUAAGGACAAGUUAACCCGCGUAUCGGUGGCCUUCAAGGUGGGCGGCUGGCACGACGAUCUCCUCGUACCCACCUGCGUGCUUCAGGUUUUGCUUGGCGGUGGGGACUCAUUUUCCGCGGGCGGGCCGGGCAAGGGCAUGUACUCCAGGCUGUACCGAGAAGUGCUCAACAGAUUCUACUGGGCCGAGGCAGCGGAGGCGUUUUCCAUGAUCCACGACGAGACCGGGCUGCUCGGGAUAGCCGGCGCCGCGGCCGACAAGCUGAGGGCCGGCCAGCUGAUGCACGUCUUCUGCGAACACUUCGCGACCCUAGCCACGGUGCCGGUCACUGACGAGGAGCUAAGCCGCGCGAGGAACAUGCUAAAGUGCAACGUUCUCACGCACCUGGAGUCAAGGCUCGUGCUGUUCGAGGACAUCGGCAGACAGAUGCUAACCUACGGGCGAAGAGAGACGCCGGAGAGCCUGGUCCGGUGAGAACCCGGCGUGCUCCGUCCCGGCUUUGUAGGGAUGCGAGGUCAAUG
This is a messenger RNA of Ectocarpus siliculosus, 1634 nucleotides long. Lineage: Eukaryota; Phaeophyceae; Ectocarpales; Ectocarpaceae. The record is from the annotation of a GenBank genome assembly.